Messenger RNA from Pezoporus flaviventris, 2838 nucleotides. Its product is annotated as diacylglycerol O-acyltransferase 2-like. Gene Ontology annotation, biological process: lipid metabolic process. The record is from RefSeq and is a predicted model, not a curated record. The transcript has 9 exons. Gene Ontology annotation, cellular component: endoplasmic reticulum membrane. The coding region runs from base 1081 to 1983 and encodes 300 amino acids. Lineage: Eukaryota; Metazoa; Chordata; Aves; Psittaciformes; Psittacidae.
ACUUUUGAUGGUGGCUGGCUUUUCCUCGUGAGUACUUCUGGAGAGGUAGAUCCUGAGAAGUAGCUCCAGUGAACUAGUUCCUGCUGAUUUUCGCCUUUCCUUUGGCCGUUGGCCUGAAGCCCCAUCUCGGUGCUGCUUUUGUGCUGUUCUUGUUUCAUUUUCUUCUCUUUUUUUUGUCCCCCACUCCUCUCCACUUUGGCUGGGCUAGCAGGCUGGGCUGGCUGACUCCAGUGCCCCUCUUAGGGGUGGAAGAGGAGGGGACAAUGCUGGGGCUGAUGGUCAAGGCCUGUCAGGCAGGCUGCCUUCCCAUACCACAGAGGGGGAGCUUUGGGAUGACGUUUAGAGCAUAACAGGGUUUGUGAAAUACCCAACACACGGACGGUACCAUUACCAGGGGAAGGCAGCUCCCACGGAGCUGCCGCUGGUGCCGGCAGCAGUGCCUUUCUGAAGAGCAGUGGGUGACCUUCGCCACGGCAGCACCUCACCGCUCAGCGUGACUCCUCGUCCUCCCAAGGACCACCAGCUCUUCUUCUUGCUCUGCAAGCCAGGGCCAGAGCGGGUCUGCUCCCCUCCACAGUGGACGGUUUACCUUGGAUCAGCUGGUUAAAGCCACUGGAUACACAGUCGCCCUCCAGCAUUUCCAAACUCACCUUUUAACCUGCAGAUCCAGGGGCUGGCGCAGAACUCCCUGCCACCAUGAAAACAAUUAUUGCAGCCUGUUCUCAAAAUCUUAGUGAGUGCUGCAAAUUCCUCUUCGUCUUUCCUUGCUGGCCUGGACUGUAGAGUCCAACUUUCUGGGUUUGAAGAGGCUCCUCUCACUGCAGAUGGGGCCGGCAGCAGAGCCCAUGGGACUUCUCCGUUUUCUCUCUGUGGUCUGGUCAUUCAUGGAGAGCUUGGAGGGGAGCUGGAAAAAGGAACUAAGAAAAGCAACGCUUUGGCAGCCGCGCCAGUAUCCAGGCCACCCUGCGCACCCUACUUGCAGCACCCUGGCCCUCACAGCGGGAUAUCCACUCCUGGCUCCAGCUUCUCUCUGUCCUUCAGUGGGUGCUCAGCUUCCUGCUGCUGGGGAUCGUCAGCCUGAUGCUCCUCAUUUACCUUGUGUUCACCAGCUUCUGGCCCAUCUCUGCUCUCUACCUGGCCUGGAUCAUCUUUGACUGGGACACACCGGAGAAAGGUGGCAGGAGGCUGCCAUGCCUGCGUCGAUGGACCGUGUGGAGGCACUUUCGGGAUUAUUUCCCUGUGAAGCUGGUGAAGACACACGACCUGUCCCCCAGCCACAACUACAUCAUUGGCUCCCACCCUCACGGCAUCCUCUGUGUUGGUGCCUUCUGCAACUUCAUCACGGGCUCCACGGGCUUUGAGGAGAUGUUCCCGGGCAUCCGGCCCUUCCUCACCACCCUGGCGGGCAACUUUCGAUUGCCCAUCUUCAGGGAGUACCUGAUGAGUGGGGGGCUGUGUCCAGUGACACGCCGCGCCAUCGGGUACCUGCUGUCCAAGAACGGCACCGGCAACGCAGUGGCCAUCGUCAUCGGCGGCGCGGCCGAGUCACUCUCCUGCCGUCCCGGCAUCACCACGCUCACCCUGAAGAACCGUAAGGGCUUCGUCCGCUUGGCCCUGCAGCACGGGGCCCACCUCGUCCCUUCCUUCUCCUUCGGGGAGAAUGACCUCUUUCGCCAGGUGGUCUUUGAGGAGGGAAGCUGGAUGAGGAGCAUCCAGCAGCGCUUCCAAAAGAUGAUGGGCUUCGCUCCCUGUGUCUUUUACGGUCGGGGCCUCACCUCCAUCCAGUCCCGGGGUUUCCUUCCCUAUGCCAAACCCAUCACCACCGUAGUGGGGGAGCCAGUGACAGUGCCCAAGAUCGAGGACCCGAGCAGUGAGGUGGUGGACAUGUACCACGAGAUGUAUAUCCGCUCCCUGCUCAAGCUCUUCAACGAGAACAAGACCAAGUAUGGCCUGUUGGAGACGGAUGAGCUGCACAUCCUCUGAGCACGGCUUGGCGCCGGCGGCCAGAUCCUGGCUCACAAGGGCAGUGCUCUUGUGGGUGGGGAUUUCAGCCAUCCCGGCAUGGGGGACACAUGGGGGAUGCACAGGGGACGGUCCCCACUCUGGCCAAAAAAACUGAGCAGGAAGCAGGAGAGGAAGAAGCAAAGGGAAGGGGAACUUGGGGAAUAGUCCUCUUUGAAAGGGGUUUGGAGGGGCUGUGGGUGUUCCCUGAGGAUGUGGGGCUGAUGGGGGGGGCGAUGGAGAAAGGCUGGGGGCCAGUGCUGGGCAUGGUUCCCUCAAGAUAACCAGGACACCGUGAGCUGAGGGAAGAGGUGUCAUGUGAGGAGGGGACAGGAUGGGCUCUUUGGGAUAGCAUCCCAAUGGUGAGUGGGACCAGGCUGGGGAGAUAUCCCCCCUGGGGAAGAGGAGGGGCACUCCAGGACCUGGGGACAAGUGGCCUCAGCUGGUACCAUGUGGCCCUGGGCGAGCAGUGGGUGCUGCUCUGGCCCCGGAUGAGCCUUUUCCACCACCUCUGUACCCAAUACAGAAUUCCAACCCUGCAGCUGUUCCUAUGUGUGUGGUGGGGUCAGGAUCAGCAGUGCUGCAGCUGUACCCUGCACUUCCCAUGCGGGUGAAUCUGCCACCCGUGUCCCCUCGCUGGCAGUUCCAUCUCCAGGGCUGGGGCCGUGCUUAAUGGGGACACUUGCAUGGCUCAGGUGUAACCAAGCAGUUCCCAGGGUCCACCUGGGCGGCAUCAGGUAUAAUGGGAGGUGAGUUGCCACAGCUGCUUGUAUGGUGCUAACUGGGCUUAGGAGGGAAGCUGCCUUCUCUGCUUCCACUUCAGCAGUGAGUGAGGGG